Lotus japonicus is the source of this 3194-nucleotide messenger RNA. Its product is annotated as protein TRANSPARENT TESTA 9-like. NCBI's taxonomy places the organism in Eukaryota, Viridiplantae, Streptophyta, Magnoliopsida, Fabales, Fabaceae. The record is from RefSeq and is a predicted model, not a curated record. The transcript has 21 exons. Gene Ontology annotation, cellular component: endolysosome membrane; late endosome. The coding region runs from base 305 to 2833 and encodes 842 amino acids. Gene Ontology annotation, biological process: regulation of autophagosome maturation; endosome to lysosome transport; endosomal transport.
UGCUUCUUCAACUUUCCUUCAAAUUCUAUUCACCUUCUUCUUCUUCUUCUUCUUCUUCUUCUUCUUCUUCUUCAAUCGAAAAGGCCAAACCAAACUGUUCCUUGUUGUUUUGGUAACACUCUCUGAUUCUCUUUCUUUCUUUCUCUCUCUCAUUCAUCACGAUCUAGUUUCCAAAACCCUAUUCUCUUCCUUGGAAGCUGCUCGGAAGGAAGGAAGGAUCUCGAGCAGUUUCAAAAUUGGAUUGAGGAUGAACUUCACUCAGCUCUCUUUCGCGCCUUGAACCUUGAUUCUCUCACUCACAACCAUGUGGUUUUCUUUCUGGAGAUCCCGAGAUCGCUUUUCCUUGGAUCACCUCAGGUACUUAACUGAUCAAUUGACAAAAAUUCAAGUAGUUAACGAGGUUAAUAAGGAUUUUGUUAUCGAGGCACUAAGGUCAAUUGCAGAGUUGAUAACAUAUGGCGACCAACAUGACACAAGCUAUUUUGAAUUCUUCAUGGAAAAACAAGUCGUGGGGGAGUUUGUACGUAUUUUAAAACUUAGCAGGACUAUUAGCAUUCCACUUCAGCUGCUUCAAACAGUGGGCAUUAUGAUCCAGAACCUAGAAAGUGAGCAUGCUAUAUAUUAUAUGUUUAGUAAUGAACAUAUGAAUUACCUAAUUACACAUUCAUUCGACUUUCGCAACGAAGAGCUAUUGUCAUACUACAUAUCCUUUUUAAGAGCAAUAAGCGGAAAAUUGAACAAGAAUACUAUUUCUCUGCUUGUGAAGACUUGUAAUGAUGAAGUAGUUUCAUUUCCACUGUAUGUUGAGGCGAUACGAUUCGCCUUUCAUGAAGAGAGCAUGGUGCGCACUGCUGUACGAGCUGUGACCCUUAAUGUUUACCAUGUUGGAGAUGAUUCUGUUAAUAGAUACAUAACCAGUGCACCUCACACAGAUUACUUCUCAAACCUGGUUUCCUUUUUUAGAAAGCAGUGCAUCAAUUUAAAUAAACUGGUCUACGAGACUCUGAAAAAUCCAGUCCCAGAUUCAACCUCUACAAUUAUUUCUGCCGUAGAUGAAAUCGAAGAUAACCUGUAUUACUUCAGUGAUGUCAUCUCUGCUGGAAUCCCUGAUGUUGGGAGGCUAAUAACAGACAGCAUUCUGAUGCUUCUGAUUUUUCCAAUACUUCUUCCUUCCCUAAGGAUAGUGGCUUUUAAUGACAUGCAAAGUGGUGUUGUCACUUCUCUCUACUUACUUUGCUGCAUCUUGAAGAUAGUGAAGAUCAAAGAUUUGGCAAAUACCGUAGUUGCCGCUCUUAUUUAUCCCUUAAAGUCCUUUACAAAAUGUUCUGGGGGCAACAUUAAUGGCUAUGCAUCUGAAAGCCAAGGGCAAGAGGAUGAUAAUCUUGACAAGUGUUGUUCUUCAGGUUUUCAUCCACAAAGUCUUAUCACGCGAAAUAAUUGUAGCAGUUCGAAUAUGGCUUUAAGGGAAGUUUUGCUUGCAUAUGUUACUAACGGGGAUGAUUUACAAGUUUUGGGUUCUUUGAGUUUGCUUGCCACUCUGCUGCAAACUAAAGAACUUGAUGAAUCAAUGCUAGAUGGGCUUGGGAUUCUUCCACAACGCAAACAGCACAAGAAACUCUUAUUGCAAGCUCUGGUUGGUGAGGCUUCAGGUGAAGAGCAACUUUUUUCUUCUGAAAGUAGCUUGAUGAGGGAUGACAUUGGUUGCGAGUUUAAUGUCUAUCUCGAAAAGAUCCAGGAGCAGUACGGAAUAUCUUUCCAGCCUUCUGGUGCGGGAACGAGCCCUCGUUUAGCUAGAUUUCAGGUGCUCGAUGCAUUAGUGAGCCUCUUUUGUCGUUCUAAUAUAUCUGCUGAGACAUUGUGGAAUGGUGGUUGGCUUUUGCGCCAGUUGCUUCCUUACAGUGAGGCAGAAUUCAACCGCCAUCACUUGGAUUUGCUGAAAGUUUCAUACAAGAACUCUGCUUCUGCUCUUGAAAAGGAGGUUAAAGGUUUCUGGCCAGAUGUUCUUAUUACUGUUCUUUGUGAUGAGUGGAGAAAGUGCAAAAGAGCAAUGGAGUCUUCAUGCCCUCCAAAAGAACCGAAGUGCAUACUUUUUCCACCUCAAAUGUUCUUUUCAGGAGAAGAUAUACCUGAGGGAUCAUCAUUUGCUUCUGGAGAAAGAAUGCAUGAGUUGGUGAAGGUAUUUGUACUACUACACCAACUUCAAAUAUUCACUCUAGGUAGAGCUUUGCCUGAGCAACCUUAUAUUUAUCCUCCUGGUGAUCUUCCUGCAAAUUCUCGUGCCCAGACUUCUGGACUUGAUCUGUCAGCCCCAAAGCCAGGCACUGAAAUAAGCCUUGUUAAUGCAUUACCUUGUAGAAUUGCUUUUGAGAGGGGAAAAGAGCGCCAUUUUUCCUUUCUAGCGUUCUCUGUUGGAACAUCUGGGUGGCUUGUGCUUGCAGAAGAAUUGCCUUCGAAGAAUUCCUAUGGAGUUGUUCGGGUUGCUGCUCCGUUGGCAGGGUGCAAUCCCAGGAUUGAUGAUAAACAUUCGAAGUGGUUACACCUGCGGAUCCGACCAUCCUCUUUACCUUUUCUAGAUCCUGCCAAGUCCAAUACGUAUGGGAAAUUAAAGACAAAAGCUUUUAUUGACGGACGAUGGACGUUGGCGUUCAGGAAUGAGGAGUCUUGCAAGUCUGCGUUACUCAUGAUUCAUGAAGAGAUUAAUUUUCUAAGUGACGAGGUGCAUAGAAGACUGAAACCUUUGCUCAACCUUGAAACCGCAGUAGAUUUAUCGAGCCCGUCUGUACGUGUUCCAAAGGAUUCCUCUUUCCAAUCAACACCUCCCAAUUCAUUGUAAGUUAAUUGCCUUCAUUAACAAUAAUAGGCUGUUUACAUCACGGGUGGGAAAUUAUUAAGUCCGUCACCCUUUUGUAUAUGCUCCAAAAAUACAAACCAGAUUUGUAGAUUAGAAACUGUGGUUUAGUGUCAUUCUUUUUGUAUACUAGCCUUUCCUUUCCUGAUUUGUAAGUUAACCCUUUCUUCCCAUUCUUUAGGAGCUCUAACUUAGGCCCCUUAAUUUUGGUUGUUACAUUAUUAGGUAGCUUUGUAACAAUUGUAUAUUUGAGGGACCCCCCAUGAAGAGUUUUUUUCCCCUCCCUGUCCAGACAAAUUGUAUUGCUAAUUAUAUAUUGGAGCAAUGAAAGCUCCUCUUCUCCUUU